AUGGUUAGAGCUUUGAAGCAUCAUGAACAAAAGUUGUUGAAGAAAGUCGACUUCCUCGACUGGAAGCAAGACCAAGGUCAUCGCGACACCCAAGUGAUGAGAACAUAUCAUAUCCAGAAUAGAGAAGACUAUCAUAAGUAUAACCGAAUGUGUGGGGAUAUUCGGAAACUAGCACAUCAGUUAUCGCUAUUACAACCCACGGACCCUUUCAGAGUCAAGCAUGAGCAACUUUUACUCGAGAAGUUGUAUGCGAUGGGAGUGCUUGCUUCUAAGUCCAAGAUUUCAGACUUGGAAAAUAAAAUCACUGUUAGCGCCUUUUGCAGAAGGAGAAUAGGAGUGGUUAUGUGCCGAUUGAAGAUGGCUGAAACUGUGAAAGACGCAGUCACUUUCAUUGAACAAGGCCAUGUCCGAGUUGGACCUAACAUUAUCACCGAUCCUGCGUAUUUGGUCACUAGAAACUUGGAAGACUACUUGACUUGGGUUGAUACGUCAAAGAUAAAGAAGAACAUUCUUAAGUAUAAGAACAAGAUCGAUGACUACGAUUUGGCUUGA
Messenger RNA from Lizanozyma spartinae, 552 nucleotides. RefSeq names its product snoRNA-binding rRNA-processing protein (gene IMP3). Gene Ontology annotation, molecular function: rRNA binding; structural constituent of ribosome; snoRNA binding. The transcript has a single exon. NCBI's taxonomy places the organism in Eukaryota, Fungi, Ascomycota, Pichiomycetes, Serinales, Debaryomycetaceae. Gene Ontology annotation, biological process: rRNA processing. Bases 1 to 552 code for a protein of 183 amino acids. Gene Ontology annotation, cellular component: small ribosomal subunit; small-subunit processome; Mpp10 complex. The record is from RefSeq and is a predicted model, not a curated record.